GCCCCGCCCCCUCGGGACUUCUUUAAUGCAUUUUGUGAAUUAGACACAGGAAUACUUAGCGUUGGAGGAACAAGUGAAUGAAACCGAGAACAAGUAAUGUCCUGCCUAUAGGGUCUAGUGUAGCCCUUUCCCUGGACAAAGACGGUAGAUAUUGUAUUCCUGAUCUGUUUAUAUCUGAAGACCCCCGAGAUGUAGUAAACGCUCCCAGAGUCAUGGAGGGCAGAUCACUUUUGCUGUCAAGCCACCUUUCCCUCCCUCUCAACCCUUCCUCCUACCAUAUAAGGAGAGGCAGCUGCUAGAGGCCUCCUAGGAUCUAAAGAUAGAGGCCUUUCUUGGGACUCCAAAAGCCACGGGGCAGCUUGGAGCCACCAUGGAACGGUGAGUUUCAGGCCGUCAUAGUACAGGACCUACAUACUUUCCUGCCCGUUUCCCUGCAGAUUUUCUGCCCCCCAUCUUGUAGAGGCUGUUGAUUCCCAUCAGAGCCCCAGACUCCACGUCUCUGUGACUGGGUGAGAGGCGUUGUGGGAUCUGAAUGUACUUUCGAAUUCCUUACUUCCUUUGUCUCUCUGGGUUUAUUCUCGCCACCUGCACCCACUCCCACCACUCCCCUGACUGGUUCAAUGGCACCGCACACGACUCUCUGGUCUCCUCCCUCUACCUUUCCAUAUUGCCUUCAGUCUUGCCCACCCCUACCAAGCCCCACCUCCAACCUCUUCAGGCAGCACGCCCGGACUCUGUGGUACGACAGACCCAAAUAUGUUUUCAUGGAGUUUUGCGUUGAGGACAGCACUGACGUCAGUGUGCUCAUUGAGGACCACCGCAUCGUGUUCAGCUGCAGGAAUGGUGAUGGUGUGGAGCUGUACAACGAGAUUGAGUUCUAUGCCAAAGUGAACUCCAAGGACUCCCAGGAUAAGCGCUCUGGUCGCUCCAUUACUUGUUUUGUGAGGAAAUGGAAGGAGAAGGUGCCCUGGCCUCGACUCACCAAGGAGGAUAUAAAGCCCGUGUGGCUCUCUGUGGACUUCGAUAACUGGAGAGACUGGGAAGGAGAUGACGAGAUGGAGCUGACUCAGGUGGAACACUAUGCAGAGCUUUUGAACAAGGUCAGCACUAAGAGACCUCCCCCUGCCAUGGAUGAUCUGGACGAUGAUUCUGACAACUAACUAGCUCUCUGUGACAGUGGACCUGGGGAGGAGGCUGUAGCUACCUCCUGUCGUGCUGAAAAGCUAGGAUGGGCUCUCCUUCAACUCCUUCCUUGUGCAUCAGGAUCCACAGAGACCUCAGAACUCUUCCAGAAACUCUCUCUGAAGGGUCCCUCUCCAUGUGUUAGGUCUUCCCCCUGGGAACCUAAGUGUGGUCCUGCAUCAGAUGGGGUGGGGAGCUGACAGGUUGGGCUGCUGACUUCCCACUGAUUUGUGCUUGGGAUGCUUGGGUUUUUGGGACACGUGUUUAUAUGUGGUAAAGCAAAGGCCAAAGAAGAAAGAGAUUAUAAUAAAUUCUAGGAAUGAUCCUUCUCUUUCCUUCUUGCACUUUCCCCUCCCUGUGGAAAGCCCCUUCUUUCUCAGAGCUUCUGGCCACUUUUGCAGUGGGAAGAUGUUACACAGACUUCAUCUCACCCAGAUUGGUCCCUGUGACCCCUAGACCGUUAGCUUCCUGUACCUCUGUGGUCAAGAGUAUAUAGUGUUGUUUUUGUUUGUUUGUUUGUUUUCAGAAAAUGAGAGUUUGGCUCUCAGUGCCCAUACCAGGUGGCUCACAACCACCUGUAAUUUGGUGCACAUACACAUAAGUAAAAAAUAAAAUAUUUUAGGGCU
This is a messenger RNA of Rattus rattus (black rat), 1808 nucleotides long. It is a transcript of the gene Ptges3l, whose product is annotated as prostaglandin E synthase 3 like. The transcript has 6 exons. The record is from RefSeq and is a predicted model, not a curated record. The coding region runs from base 621 to 1160 and encodes 179 amino acids. Gene Ontology annotation, cellular component: cytosol; nucleus. Gene Ontology annotation, molecular function: protein-folding chaperone binding; Hsp90 protein binding. Gene Ontology annotation, biological process: chaperone-mediated protein complex assembly; protein folding. NCBI's taxonomy places the organism in Eukaryota, Metazoa, Chordata, Mammalia, Rodentia, Muridae.